AUGAAGCUCAACCAAUUCGCCCUUGCAAUCACCGCCGGACUGCUGAUAGUCAGUUCAUCAGCUGUCGCAUCGCCUCUUGACACCUCGGAGCUCACCGUGCGGCAAGCCAAGCACGAGCAGUGUCUAGCCAACAAUGCGCAGAAUCGUGCUCGUCAGCUCAAGCAGAUGAGAGAUUCGGGUCUCAUUUCAGAAGCGCUACCCGAGUUCGAUCCAAAGACGGUCAUCACCCAGUCCUUUUCCGGCAGAUUCUACGAGACGGGAGAUGGUGUCAAUCCGCUCACUCAGACGCUCUUUGCGCCUGCCAUAUACUUUCCGCCGGCCCGCGGUGCUGAUAGAGACACGAAGUACACCCUCAUCAUCAACGACAUCGAUGCUCCUCCUCCUCUUGGCAUUCCUUCCUUCCUCCAUUGGUUCAGAAGAGGUCUCUCGGCUUCAUGCGGCCGUCCAGCUUCCCAAUCAGGAGAGGAUGUGAGAUUCGUGAGUAGAUUUGUCCACUCGCAAAGCACCGCUUGGGCAAUCGUUGAUCGUGUGCCCACGUCAACACCACAGUACUUUCCCGCCACCCCUCCUCCCAACCUAAGCAACCCAGCCGGUCACAGAUACACCAUCAGCGUAUUCCGCGAGCCUGCUUCAGGUUACAAUCCCUCGCAGCUCGAGUAUCUGCUCAAGUUGGUUAGCUUCGAUGUGCGCGACUUUAUCCAACGCACCGGUGCGGAGCUGGUAGCGGCAAGCUACUACACUGCCGCCAUCCCUGCCGAGGACGGCCUCCUCAGCCCUGUCCUACCUAAACUGGGUGGUGUACUCUAA
This is a messenger RNA of Ceraceosorus bombacis, 807 nucleotides long. The record is from the annotation of a GenBank genome assembly. NCBI's taxonomy places the organism in Eukaryota, Fungi, Basidiomycota, Exobasidiomycetes, Ceraceosorales, Ceraceosoraceae.